CGGAGCCCCCGGGCCGGGGCGAUGCCCCCCUGCAGCCGCAGGCACUGAGCCGGGGCCGGCCCGUGCAUGGCCCAGCCAUGGAGGUGGUGGACGAGACGGAGGCUCUGCAGCGCUUCUUUGAAGGCCACGAUAUUAAUGGAGCUCUGGAGCCAUCCAACAUCGACACCAGCAUCCUGGAGGAGUACAUCAGCAAGGAGGACUCUCCGGAGAUCUGCUUCCCUGAGAUCCCUGCUCCCAGCAGCUACGCACACCCCCAGCCCUCCAGCUCCGCCGGCAUCCCCGCGCCUCCCGCCAGCUCCGUCGGCAGCGUGAGCAAUCCCUCUCCCGGCACUCCCCUCCACCUCCCUCCCGCCGGCAGCCAGCUCCCGGUGCGGCAUGCUCCUCUGCUGGGCAAUCCCUGCGGAGCCGCCUACGGAGCUCACCUCAACUGCAACAACAACAAUGGCAUGGUGGUGCCCAAGGGAUUCCUGGGUGGCCACUGCCUGAGCAACGUGGCCCCUCCGAUCAAAUCAGAGCCCAAGGCCUCCUACGCACCUGGCACUUUGCCGGACUCUCCCCCGGAUUCCGGAUCGGAAGCCUACUCCCCUCAGCAGGUGAACGAUCCUCACCUCCUCCGGACCAUGACUCCUGAAAAUAUGUGUCACAUGACUCCCCCUUCCCGCCUGGAGCACCCUCCUCCUCCUCCCCCGCCUCCUCCUCCACCCCCUCACCUCCAGGGUCCCCCCCCGCCGCCCCCUCACCCCCUCCAGCCGCAGCACAAUUCCCACUUUCCCGGCCUGCAGCGGGAUAUGUUCCUGAAGGCCGAACCCCUGAUGGCUCCCUACGGCGUCGGGCCGGGAAUGGCGCCCGCGGAGCUCCACCAUGCCCAGCAAUCCCAGAUGCUGCACCAGCUCCUCCAGCAGCACGGAGCAGACCUCCCGGUGCAUCCCGCCAAGAAGCGGAAACACUCCGAGUCCCCCCCCAACACCCUCAAUGCCCAGAUGCUCAACGGGCUGAUCAAGCAGGAGCCGGGAAUGGGAUCCGUGCCGCUCAAUCCCGAUCGCGUCCAGACGCCUCCCUGGCACCAGCCGGGUGCGCUCUCUCCAGGCCUGAUUCAGGAUAACGACAGCCUGAACGGCUCCUACCUGGACCCCAACUUCCAGUCCAUCAAGUGGCAGCCACACCAGCAGAACAAGUGGGCGACCCUCUACGAUGCCAACUACAAGGAGCUGCCGAUGCUCACGUACCGCGUGGAUGCCGACAAGGGCUUCAACUUCUCCGUGGGAGACGACGCCUUCGUGUGCCAGAAGAAGAACCACUUCCAGGUCACCGUGUACAUCGGAAUGCUGGGCGAUCCCAAGUACGUGAAGACCCCCGAGGGCCUGAAACCCUUGGAAUGCUUCUACCUGAAGCUGCACGGAGUGAAGCUCGAGGCCUUGAACCAGUCCAUCAACAUCGAGCAGUCGCAGUCAGACCGCAGCAAACGGCCCUUCAACCCCGUCACGGUGAACCUGCCCCCGGAGCAGGUCACCAAGGUCACGGUGGGGCGGCUGCACUUCAGCGAGACCACGGCCAACAACAUGAGGAAAAAAGGCAAACCCAACCCGGACCAGAGGUACUUCAUGCUGGUGGUGGCCCUGCAGGCGCACGCCCAGAACCAGAACUACACGCUGGCAGCCCACAUCUCCGAGCGGAUCAUCGUCCGGGCUUCCAACCCGGGGCAGUUUGAGAGCGACAGCGACGUGCUCUGGCAGCGGGCGCAGCUCCCGGACACGGUGUUCCACCACGGCCGUGUGGGAAUCAACACGGACCGCCCGGACGAGGCCCUGGUGGUCCACGGCAACGUGAAGGUCAUGGGGUCCCUGAUGCACCCCUCGGAUGUCCGAGUGAAAGAGGACAUCCAGGAGGUGGACACCACGGAGCAGCUGAAGCGGAUCUCCAGGAUGAGGCUGGUGCACUACAACUACAAACCCGAGUUUGCAGCCACGGUGGGCAUCGACAGCACCUCUGAGACAGGUGUCAUCGCUCAGGAAGUGAAGGAGAUCCUCCCGGAAGCUGUGAAAGACACUGGGGACCUGGUCUUUUCCAACGGGAAAACCCUGGAGAACUUCCUGGUGGUGAACAAGGAGCGGAUCUUCAUGGAGAACGUGGGAGCCGUCAAGGAGCUGUGCAAGCUCACGGAUAACCUGGAGACACGGAUCGACGAGCUGGAGAGGUGGAGCCACAAGCUGGCCAAGCUCAAGAGGCUGGACAGCAUGAAGUCAACCGUGAGCUCUGGAGCCUUCAGCCAAACCGGGAGCCAGUUCAGCCGGGCAGGAAGCGUGCCCCACAAAAAGAGACCCCACAAAGUCUCCGGCAAGUCUCCGUCGGUUGUCCCGGAGCAGGCCUGCAUCAGCCAGCGCUUCCUUCAGGGCACCAUCAUUGCCCUGGUGAUCAUCAUGGCCUUCAGCGUGGUGUCCAUGUCCACGCUCUACGUGCUGAGCCUGCGCAGCGAGGAGGAUCUCAUGGACAUCGAUGGCUCCUUUGCUGUACCCACUGCCUGUCUCCUGGCCCUCUUCCGGCAUGGGGGUCCCGGAAUUCCAGUUGCUCUGUGUCCACGGUCAAGCCAGAACAUCGACAAGACGCAGACAGUGCGAUCCACGGCUGCAUCCAGCGGAGCCGGCAGCAGGACCCCCCCCGAGCGUGUCCCGGAUGAGACGCACGGAGCAGCCCUUGGCAUUCCCGGUGGCGGUGUGCUGGCCUGUUUCAGCCCUCCCUGUUUUUCCACCUGCUGCUCUGCCGCUCCCACCGACGUCUCCUCUGUUGUCCCCUCGGAGACCAGCCCUGCCCACGCCACCAACCGGACAGACCAAAGCCAGCCCUCCCUCCUGCCAGUGACAAAUAUCAAAGCCAAAUCCAGGGGCAUCACCGGGAAAUCCGCCUCCUACACCAAGUGGCCAAAGACUCCUGACAGGUCUCAGAGCUUCGGCAGCCCCAAUGCCAGCCCCUCCUCCCCCUUCUCCCACAUCCAGGGCAAAUCCAAGUACAUCUCCAACCUCUCGCUCUCCCGCAGCAGCUCCCGGCAGCAGCGCAGCCUCCGGCAGCCGGUGAGCGAGCGGCCCCGCACGGAGCGGCCCGGCACGGAUGGGCCAAGCCCGGUGCUGCAAUCCAUCCGGAUCCUGGAGAUCAACCUGGCCAUCCAUUCCCAGUACUGCGCCGCUGCCAACGCCUGCAGGACUGGGAAUUUCAGCUACCGCAUCCCCGUGAGCCAGCGGACGGCCGUGAACACCAACCUGACGCUGGAGAUGAACUCCUCCUCCGCUGUGUCCAUCUCCCUUUGCGGCCUGGUCUCCAGUGAUCCCUGCCAGGGUGCUGUGAGCGGGAACAGCUCCACUGACUCCACAGAUGCACAGGACACCACGCACCGCUGGCCUCUGGUGAUGCUGUCCUUCCGGGAGUUUUCCUACCACUUCCGAGUGGCGCAGCCAGGCCGAGCCGACUGCGGCGCUUCCCUGGAGCAGCUGGGACACCUCUUCACUGACUAUUACUUCCAGUUCUACUGGCUCUGUGAGUGAGUCCUGGCAGCACCAGUGCCCUCUGCUCGCAGACGGGAGGGGAACUGGUGCCACUGGGAGCCUCCCGAAUUCCCUGCUCCGCUGGCCCCCAGCCCCACCUCAUCCCCGUGUCCUGCGGCAGCUCCGGAGCUGGAACGGUCAUGGCUGGAGACACCGAAGCUCAGCACACACAGGACCUAAAAGCCACCACCAGCCCUGUGGUGGCUCCCGGGGGGACCUCGCACCGAUUCCCAGCGUCCCACAUCCCUCUGCUUUCCUUUUGGGGAUGUUUGUGUCCUCCGUCACUUCCCCCUCCCCUCCCAGCACUGGGUUUGGAAGCGUCGCACCGGACUGAGCGCGGAUGGCUCUGCCACGUCUCGGAGGGACGCUCCUUCCGUGGGCAGGAGCCCCAUCCUGGUGCUCCCAGAUGUCCCACAUCUGUUCUUCACAACACUGGAAUUGCUUCAACACUGGAGCCCUUUCCAAGAGCCAGACGCUGGAGUUUGGCCUGGAAAGGAUGGCUGUGCCUGGACCGACUGGAAGUCGUACACUGGAGUUGCUGUUCCUUCUGCUUGGCCCAGGGCCACGUCCCACAGACCUCCCAGAGACCCGCCAAUGGACGCGUUCCUCUAGGAACAACCGGAGGAGGAGCAGCCCCGACAUCAUCCCCUCUCUUCUCUGUGCUCUUAAAUCCCGUAUCCACGUGGGAUAUCCAGGUCUGGACGGAUAAAACCCCCACUCGAGCUGCCGCUGAGGCCACGCCACACCUGGGGACCCCUGUCCCCGAGCCGGGGGUGACAAAAUGGAUCCGCUUUUUAUCCACUGGUCGGCUCCGGAGCCGAUGCCAACCUCUGCCCAGAUGUGCAGCACCAGGAUCCGCGUCCAGGCGGGAUCUCUGCCUCGGGAGAGAGGGGUGGUGUUCUCCCAAAAGUUGGGAUGGCAGCAGCUGCAAGCUGUCCCUGCCCUCACCGAGUUGUGCUGGGAGGGAUUUGGGAUAUUUUACUGUUACAAGUCCUUAACUUGCUAAACUACUGAAUUCCUGUGGGGUUUAAGCCGUAAAAAAAUAUGGGAAUUUUCCUUCUGGCCCCACGGAGCCGCGUGUCCUGUGGGAAUGCCAAGUGGCUCCCUGUGCUUCCUCCCUCCCCAUCCUGCUCCUUGUGCUACAGAGGAGCUGUCUGUGUUCCUGGAGGCUCAGCCACCUCCAGGUAAUAUUCCAAGAUGGAUUUCCCUGAGGAAACAAGUGAGGGGGGGAAUGCCACAUGCUGAUCCUAAGGACACUCUAAAGCUGCUCUGGGAAAAAAAACCCACAAAGAUGGAUUUUAUCCAGGUAAAGUGAUGGUUCCUGGGCACGUCUGGGUUUUAUCCCCUAUCAUCCCCCUCCUGAGCUUAUCCCAGCAAAGCAGCCCUGAAAUUCCCGGUGAUGUCACUUGGAUUUGGCAUCUGCUCCCAAAAGCUGUCAGUGGGGAAGUUUCGAGGCCUGGUAAUGCUGAAUUGUAGUUACUAAAAUCCACUGAAUCCUGGAAAACAGGGAAUAGUGGGCGAGCAGGGAAUUCCCAGCAGCCAAGCAGUUGGAAAACCCAGUUUUGGGAAGCUCAGUGGGACAACAGGACGCCCCAAGGCUUGGGAAAACCUCUGCCCAAGCAGGGGGGUGCUCCGUGCUCAGCAGGAUUCUCUGUUUUUCCCUGAAACUGGGAAGGAAACACCUGGAUGUAGCUGAGUGCUCUUCCCUCCACCUGCCCCCAGUGGUUUUUUUCCUGGUUUUAAACUGGGAAGUGACUUCCUUGGCAGGUUUUUUGUCCCCUUGGCAAUCAGUGGCGCAGGCUGGCACCUCCUUCCUCAGGUGAGUGAUGCUGAGCUGGGAUAAAAGCCCCUGGAAGAGGAAACAGGGAAUGUUGGAAUGCUGCAGGGGGAGGCAGAGCCUGCAAUCACCCCCCUCUCCCCUCAGCCAAGACACACCAGUACAUCCCACCCCACUCCCGAGGGAAGGAAUCAAUCACUGGUGGCCCAGGAGGAGUUGGGAUCUCUCAGGUGUCCCCCAGGACGCUCAGCCAUGGGAUUUAGGGAGAUCCCCAACAAGCCAAGUGCCUGAGGGCUUGGAAACACCUCUAGUGCCUUUUCCCUUAGGGAACAGCCCCAGGGAACAGUGUUUUCCCACAUCUGUUCCCAAAUGCUGCCUCAGCAGUGGUGCCCGGGUGGUUUAACUGGGAUGUGGCAAUUCCUGGAGUGCCAAAGCAGGCCCCACCCACGUGGAGCUGGCAGCAAUCCCUGGGAUCAGGAGGGGACAGGGAUUCAGGAUGAAGUUUUUAGUGUCAACAGUACCUUACGUCUUUAAAAGUGGCACAGAGAAGUUUGGGAUGCUCCGUCCCUGGAAGUGUGUCCAGGACAGGUUGGAUGGGUUUGGAGCUGCCUGGCCUAGUGGGAAUGGGACAGAAUGGGCUUUAAGGUCCCUUCCCACCCAAACCGUUCCAGGAUUCCAUGAUAAAAAUCAUCCAUCGGCUGCUUCCCAGCGAGGCAGCGACGGGCUCCAGAGGGCUUCGGAAUUAUAAAAUGCAGGAGUCAUGGAAUUGCUUCCAGGCCUGUGGGAACAGCUGUCUGCACGGAUUGUCACCUCCCUCCAAAACGCGUCUCUGCCCCUUCCCCGUCCCCAAUCAGUUCCAAGAGAGUUCACAAUCAGGCCUUUCCCUGCGUGGGAUGGAGGGAAUUUGGAGCCGACCUCUCCAGCUCGGGGAAGUCCCUCCCUAUCCAGCGACAAAGAGACAUUCCUGGCAGGAAGAAGGAAGGAAAAAAAAAAAAAAGAAAAAAAAGUUUGGAGAGAACGAGGCUGUUUGGGAGUUGUUUCAAAAGCAAAUUCCAAACUCUUCUGUCCUACUGUUGGAGCUUAAAGCCUGUAAAUAGAGACUAUGGCACCACUGGAAGAAUUAAGGAAAAAACCACCACGUAAAGCACUAAUUUUGUUGGUUUUAAAUGUUGCUGCCACAGCUUUAAUCACUGUAUUUCGCCAGCCAGUUCGUAGAGUCGCAUUUGUAGCAGGUUAUUAUUGAUUCCUGGUUUUUGUUUCUGGGGAACAAGCGUGGUUUCCCUCGUUUCUUCCUGAUUUAUAUUUAUAUUUUGCUGAAUUUGAGGGCGGAGUCGUCAGAUUCCCCGGAUUUUUUUGUCGUCGUUGUUGUUUGUUUUGUUUUGUGUUUUUUUUUUUUUUUUGUUUUGCUUAUUUAGACUUUGUUUUAUGCUGGAGGUAAAUGUGCCCAUAUGAGUAAAAUAUAUAAAUACUGCUUUGUAUCCAA
Messenger RNA from Hirundo rustica (Barn swallow), 6793 nucleotides. It is a transcript of the gene MYRF, whose product is annotated as myelin regulatory factor. Gene Ontology annotation, biological process: central nervous system myelin maintenance; positive regulation of DNA-templated transcription; protein autoprocessing. Lineage: Eukaryota; Metazoa; Chordata; Aves; Passeriformes; Hirundinidae. Gene Ontology annotation, molecular function: DNA-binding transcription factor activity; sequence-specific DNA binding. The coding region runs from base 78 to 3533 and encodes 1151 amino acids. Gene Ontology annotation, cellular component: endoplasmic reticulum membrane; nucleus. The transcript is spliced from 27 exons. The record is from RefSeq and is a predicted model, not a curated record.